CUACAGAAUGUGACCUUUUUUAUUUUGAUUAAUUUUAAUAUUAUUAAUUAAUAAUUAUUAUAAAUUUAUGAUUUUAUUAUAUAAAUAUUACUAUUUACUACUUUUAUAAUUUCCGUGUGUUUCCGUGAACAAUAUAGUUAAAAUGAAUAAUUCAGAUAAUAAACGGAAACGAGUUAUUUGGUCAGAAAAUGAAAUCAAAGACAUGCUGGCUAUUUUCAGUGAAAAAAAUAUUUUAACCGCAUUAGAUGGGAAGCGUUUUAGAAAUAAACAGAUUAUGGACACAAUUGAGUCGGAUAUGCGUGCUAAAGGCUACCAAAAAACAUCUUCACAAAUCCGUACUAAGUGGAAAUCACUAAAACAUGAAUAUAAAUCUAAAGAGUCAAAUAAUUCAAAAAGUGGAAGAGGUAGAAAACAAUGUGAUUGGGAUGAUGAUUGGAUGAUCUAUUGAAAACACGUCCAGCGAUUAAACCAUUAUCAUAUGGUAUUGAUUCAACUAUCACUUGUACAACAGCUGACGAUGAGAAUUGUAUUAUGAAUGAUACAAACAUGGAAAGUUGGGUUGUUGAAGAAAACAUAAGUGAAGGAGAUAUUGAUAAUUUUAUUGAAACAUUAUCAAAUCAAGAAGAAAAAAUUGAAGUUCGGCCUAAAAAAAGUUGUGCUAAACAAACAAGUCUUGCUAAAACUCUAGAGGAAUUUACUAAUAAGUGGGAAGACAUUCAAAUUAAAAUGAACAGGGAAUUACUGCAGAACCAGAAAGAAAUUAUGGAGAUAGAAUUCCAAAAACAGAGAAAAUGGGAAGAAGAGAUGAUGAAAAAAGAAGAAGAGAUUUCAAGAGAAGAAAGAAAGGAAAAUCAAGAUCAAUUCAAGUUAUUGAUUAGCGCCUUAAACAAUACAUCAAAAUGAAAUAUUAAUUAAAUUUUUUUUUUACGUUAAAGUCUGAUAUAUUGUUAAUUUAAAUAUUUAAUAUCAUACGUCUGUUACUAAUACAUAACCUGUUUUUUUUUUAUCUGUAUGGAUAUC
Aphis gossypii (cotton aphid) is the source of this 1020-nucleotide messenger RNA. RefSeq lists its product as uncharacterized. The coding region runs from base 532 to 903 and encodes 123 amino acids. The transcript is spliced from 4 exons. Lineage: Eukaryota; Metazoa; Arthropoda; Insecta; Hemiptera; Aphididae. The record is from RefSeq and is a predicted model, not a curated record.